Molecule: messenger RNA, 4189 nt
Organism: Prinia subflava (tawny-flanked prinia)
Lineage: Eukaryota; Metazoa; Chordata; Aves; Passeriformes; Cisticolidae
Exons: 1
Coding region: 1156-2388 (410 amino acids)
Biological process (GO): protein autophosphorylation; negative regulation of apoptotic process; regulation of mitotic cell cycle
Cellular component (GO): cytoplasm
Molecular function (GO): ATP binding; protein serine/threonine kinase activity
Source: RefSeq, a predicted model, not a curated record
UCCAGAUGGGAGCCCAGCCCGAGGCAAGGGAGCUUUCCCAGGAGCAGCUGGCGGAGCAGCCAGCGUCCUGGCACCAGCAGGUGUCAUCCCGCAGGUCCCAGGACGCUGUGUUGGCUGUGCCAGCUGGCAACAGCCCCAGCCUGGUGGUGGAGCCGAUCCUUGAGACACCAAGGAGUCUCCUCCAUCCCCAGGAAGCUGCCGCACCACGGCUCUCGACUACCUCGAAGGCCUUCGUAAGAGCAGGUGAGAGGUCCUGAGGAGCUGUCAGAGGCUCCCCUGGGGCUCCUGACGGGCAUGCCCAGGCCAGGCCGGGGCCCCUGAGAGUGGCCUAGUCCCUGGCUGCUUCCAGCGCCUCUGAUGCCACGGCUUCAAAAGGCCCUCUCUGCUUUGCAGCUGCUCCUGGGACGCCCCCGGGCGAAGCCUCGGGCUGUAGCCCCGGCCGGCCACAAGAGCUGAGCGCGGCCCACGACGCCGGGGAUAGAGACGGUGCCGCCCUGCCCCGCUGCCCUGCGCCUCCCGCAGCCGCCUCUGCGCCCUGCCCCGGCCCGGCCGUGCCGCUGGCCAGCCCCGGGGCUGCCGGGCGGGGGCCGCUGCCCGGCGCACAGCAGGAAGCAGGUCAGAGCAGCGGGGCCCGCGGCGGCUCGGCCCGCUUCACUUGCGGGCGCUCGGGGGGUUCCUGGGCGCAAGGCUGACGGCUCGCUCUUGGCCGCAGGGCGAAAGAAGGAGCUGCAGGAGCUCUACCAGCUGGGCCCGCAGCUGGGCAGCGGCGGCUUCGGCACCGUUUUCUCGGGCAUCCGCCUCUCGGACGGGAGGCCGGUGAGUGAGCGGGAAGGCCGGGCGUGCGGGGAGGGGCAGCGGCGGGCAAGGGCAGGCCUUGAGCUCAGCCCCCCCGUCUCGAUGGCUGGCAGGUGGCCGUCAAACGCGUGGCCCGGGAGAGCGUCCUGCAGUGGGUCGAGCUGGUGAGUGAGCGGGGCCAGCGGCACAGAGCGGGCUGUGCCCCAAGCGUCCCCCGGGCGGGAUGAAUCCCCAUCACCAGGGAGGCUGCCCGAGGGGCCACGGGGGCAUGCCAGGCAGGGCCCGGCGCAGCCACAGGGCAGCGUCAGGCCCGCUGUAGGCGCUGUCUCCUCCUCACAGCCCGACGGCACCUGCGUUCCGAUGGAGAUCGCGCUCAUGGAGAAGGUGGGCUCCGGCUGCCGCUUCAUCAUCCAGCUGCUGGACUGGUUUGAGCUGCCUGACAGCUUCGCGCUGGUGAUGGAGCGUCCGGAGCGGUCGCGGGAUCUCCUGCAGCUCCUGCGGGAGCACGGGUUCCUGAGCGAGGACAAGGCGCGCUGGCUCUUCUGCCAGGUGCUGUGCGCCGUGCAGCACUGCACCGCCUGCGGCGUCCUGCACCGGGACAUCAAGCUGGAGAACCUCCUCGUGGACCCGGCAUGCGGAGAUCUGAAGCUGAUUGACUUCGGCUGCGGCACCUUCCUCCAGGAGCGAGCCUUCACGCGAUUUGCCGGUGAGCCGAGAGCCCCAGCCCGGGCCCUGCUCCCGGUGCCGGGCACUGCACGGCCCCGUUCCCUCCUCGGCCGUGGCCGUGGGGGGCGGCGUUCAGCCGGCUGCCGCCAGCCCUGUGGCACGGGGCGGAGCCGUGUCCCAGGAGCCGGCUGCCGGCCCUGCCCACACGGGGCGGGGGCCGCCAAAGCCGGGCCCCGGCCGCUCGGCUCGGCAGCCCUGCGAGGGCUGGGGCUGCCCCGUCGGCCUUGUCUGCCUUGCAGAAGGGGUUCUUGGCUUGGGCCGGAGGGCGCGGAGUGGCCUCGGGGGUGGGGGGAGGUUGUGGCCGGCAGUGCAGCCCCUGCCUCUGGCAGGAGGCUGGCGCCAGGCUCUGGAAGGCAGCAGCCUGCGGCUGGACAGCGCUGCCUGUGUCCCCUAGGAACACAGGCGUACAGCCCGCCCGAGUUGGUCGCCAUGGGCUGCUACCGCGGCGAUUCGGCCACCGUGUGGUCCCUGGGCGUGCUGCUGUACGCAAUGGUGUGCGGGAGCCUCCCCUUCGAGGACAACCGCGCCAUCGUGCUGGGGCAGCUCUUCUUCGGGCCGCAGGUCUCUCCAGGUUGGUACCUGGCCUCAAGCGGGCGGCUUUGGCAGACGGCAGCGCGCAGCCCGGCGCGGCCCUCCCGCAGCUCCGCGGCCCCUGCCCUCAAGGGCCGGCCGCAGGCAGGAGGCGGCCCGUGCCGCCGGGCUCCGUGUGGCACACGCCGCCUGAAGGAGGGGGCCGUGUCCCGCCGGGCCGCCCUCCCGCACCGGGCACCGGCGGCGCUCUGGGCCCGGCGCGGCUCUGAGCACACGCAGCACGGCCCGGGCCCCGCGGGCGUCGGGGGGCGCCGGGCACGAGCCUUCUGCAAGUGACCGCCGCUUUCUGCCUCCUCUCCGCAGAGUGCCAGCACCUCAUCUGCUGGUGUCUGUCCAAGCACCCCGCGGACAGGCCACAGCUGGAGGAGAUCUUGCGCCACCCUUGGCUGCGGGGCUGGCGGUUUUGAGGCCUUGCCAGAGCCUCUGCAGCACCCAGGUACCCGGGCCCAGGCAGGACUCAAUAAAAGAAAAAAACACCAAACCAACCACAAACCAAAAAAUAAAACAACCACCAACCCAUUCCCGGCUGUCAGGUCUGGUGCUAUUUGGGACCAUUUCCACUCCGAGCCGAGCCCCAAUGUCCCCUCAUAAUGACCGCCAGCUUGAGGGAGGAGCCGCCAUUUAAGGGAAGCCGUGAGGGGCAAGCAGUCACCCCGCAAAGAAAUGGGGGUAAUCUGGGAAAACACCCACACAUAUCAAACACCCACCAGCUCCCCGAGUGAGGAGGGACCCUGGCAACUCCCAGAGUGACGCCAGCUCCUCUGGUCACUUUUGAAACGUCACCCCCGAAGGGCACGGGAGCAGGUGAUUCCCCAAUGUCAGCAGGCAAGCAGGUGAGGCAGAAGGCUGGCUUGCCUGAACAGGCAUCUUCUCUGGGAAAUAGCAUGGAAAAGGAAGCUGUGUGCCCAGUGGAAAGCAGGUCACAGAUGCUUCUUGCCACUGAAGGGAGAGAUUUGGUGUGGCGAAAGCUCAGCUGGAGAUGAAGGUGGCCAGAAAUGUGAGGCACAAUAAAAAGCAGUGUUUUCAAAUACAUUAAAGGGAAAAAAAAUCAUUGUAAAAGUAACAUUGUCCCCUACCAGGAUGUGGAUGGUCACCUCACAGACAGGGGCAGAGACACGGUACAGGUGUUUAAUGCAUUCUUUGCCUCUGUCUUCAACACUCAUCCCUCCCUUCCCAGUGGAAAACGGUGCAUUGUAGCAAGGGACACAGCAGAGUUUUGGAAGAGGGCAAGCCCUGCUCAGCAGAAACCAAACCACCCCUGUUUGAUUCACAGCAUUCCCAUCCAAGCCCAACACAGGCCAGCUUCUUGGAAGAAAGGAAGCCUAUCCCAGUCAAAACCAGAGCGGUGGGAGCACCAUGAGCGGUCUUUAACAAAUCCUGAUUUAUUUAGAUCAGAGGCACUGCAGAGGUCAGGGAGCUGCAAACAAAUAACUCUUCCAGCCCUCGACCACCGUCUCAGGAGAGCUCCCCAGAGACAGAGGAACUUCCUUUGUGUCUGAAGGAUCUUCCCAGGCAGAGAGGAGUGGGUAUUUCCAGUUGGUAACGCUGCAGGGUCUUGGGAGCUGUGGACUUGACACGGCUGGCACCAGCACUCUUCCUGAUGUGCCACCACUUGCUCCAGGAAAGGAUUCAUUGGAACAGGCUGACCUCUGCUUCUUACUUCCAGGCUUUUUCUGGCCACGGCCAUCUUCAGGGAUGAGCCAGUUCUGCCGAGCCCUGAGGCGGGCGGGGCACUGACGGCACAAAGGGGCCGAGCGCUGGCGUGAGGCAGGGCUGUGAUGUUACAGGGGGUCCUGGCCACAGCACUGUGACAUCACCCGCCACCCCUAUAUAAGCCGGGCCAGCCCCCGCAGCCGCCAGUGCGGUUGCCAUGGGACGUGCCGGAGCCAUGGGUGACGGUGGUGUCCUGCUCACCGCACUUGUCCUGCUGCUGGCCGCCGUGGCUGUCUGCUGGGCCAUCGGCCACUGGCAACCACGGCGGCGGCACACACGGACAGCAGCGACGAGGAGCAAGCGCUCCCGCGUCCGGCCCAGAGGCUCUCGGAGGAAGCGAGGAGCCCCCGCGGCUCCCAGGUCC